Taeniopygia guttata (zebra finch) is the source of this 1929-nucleotide messenger RNA. It is a transcript of the gene ILK, whose product is annotated as integrin linked kinase. The record is from RefSeq and is a predicted model, not a curated record. Gene Ontology annotation, cellular component: stress fiber; focal adhesion. Gene Ontology annotation, biological process: protein phosphorylation; substrate adhesion-dependent cell spreading; integrin-mediated signaling pathway. NCBI's taxonomy places the organism in Eukaryota, Metazoa, Chordata, Aves, Passeriformes, Estrildidae. Gene Ontology annotation, molecular function: protein serine/threonine kinase activity; protein binding; ATP binding.
CGGGUUCCGGCCGGCAGAGGGCGCGCUCUCGGGGCGGAGCCCCCGCGCCGUCCCGCGCCCGCCGCAGCCGCCGCCCUGCGGAGCCGCCGGGACACGCACCCGCUGCCAUGGACGACAUCUUCACACAGUGCCGGGAGGGCAAUGCGGUGGCCGUGCGGCUGUGGCUGGACAACACCGAGAACGACCUCAACCAGGGGGACGACCAUGGGUUCAGCCCCCUGCACUGGGCCUGCCGCGAGGGCCGCUCCAACGUGGUGGAUAUGCUCAUCAUGCGCGGGGCCCGCAUCAACGUCAUGAACCGCGGCGAUGACACCCCGCUGCACCUGGCCGCCAGCCACGGCCACCGGGACAUCGUGCAGAAGCUGAUGCAGUUCAAAGCAGACAUCAAUGCAGUGAAUGAGCACGGGAACACGCCGCUGCACUAUGCCUGCUUCUGGGGACACGAGCAGGUGGCUGAGGACCUGGUGGGCAGCGGGGCCCUGGUCAGCAUUGCUAACAAAUACGGUGAGACCCCCACAGACAAGGCCAAGACGCCACUGCGAGAAGUCCUGAAAGAGCGUGCUGAGAAGCUGGGCCAGAGCCUCACCAAGAUCCCCUACAAGGACACGUUCUGGAAGGGCACAACUCGCACCCGGCCCAGGAAUGGGACCCUGAACAAACUGGCCGGGAUUGACUUCAAACAGCUGAGCCUGAGCCACAAACUGAAUGAGAACCAGUCAGGAGAGCUGUGGAAGGGGCGCUGGCAGGGCAAUGACAUCGUAAUCAAAAUGCUGAAGAUCCGGGACUGGACGACGCGAAAGAGCCGGGACUUCAACGAGGAGUACCCAAAACUGCGGAUCUUUUCCCACCCCAAUGUGCUGCCAGUGCUGGGUGCCUGCCAGGCCCCUCCAGCUCCCCACCCCACUGUCAUCAGCCACUGGAUGCCUUAUGGUUCCCUGUACAACGUCCUGCACGAAGGAACCAAUUUUGUGGUGGACCAGAUGCAGGCGGUGAAGUUCGCCUUUGAUAUCGCGCGGGGCAUGGCCUUCCUGCACACGCUGGAGCCCCUCAUACCGCGGCACCACCUCAACAGCCGCAGCAUCAUGAUUGAUGAGGACAUGACGGCACGGAUCAGCAUGGCCGAUGUCAAGUUCUCCUUCCAGUGCCCGGGACGGAUGUACGCCCCGGCCUGGGUGGCUCCCGAAGCCCUGCAGAAGAAACCAGAGGAGAUCAACCGGCGCUCAGCUGACAUGUGGAGCUUCGCCGUGCUGCUGUGGGAGCUGGUGACACGUGAGGUGCCCUUCGCUGACCUGUCCAACAUGGAGAUCGGUAUGAAGGUAGCACUGGAGGGACUACGUCCCACCAUCCCCCCUGGCAUCUCCCCCCACAUCUGCAAACUGAUGAAGAUCUGCAUGAACGAGGACCCAGCCAAGCGCCCCAAGUUCGACAUGAUCGUGCCCAUCCUGGAGAAGAUGCAGGAGAAGUAGAGAGGAGGCGCCUCCCCCCUCCAGUGCUGCCUUGCACCCCCCGCCACCCCCAAGUGCCUUUAGCCCUAGAGCCAGGGGGGGCAGAGGACACCCCUCACCCUGAGCCAGCCACGGACACACGGUACAGAUGGCACUGCCUGUGCUGGAGCUCUGCAGGCUCCAGACCCCCGCCCAGGGCAGCCCCUCCCCAGGGCAGCCCUAACCCAGCCUCUGGGCAGCCCCCCUACCCCAGGGCAUGGUGUGGGGCUUGCCUCUGCUGCUGGGGGGCAGGGCUGUGGGGCCCCCUGUCCCCCUUGCUGGGCAAAGCCCAACCCAGGACUCAGCACCCACGGCUGGGGGGCAAGGGGCAGGCCAGGAGAGGCCACCUGUGGUGCCCAGCACUGCCCCCGCUUCGCGCUUCACUGGCCACUUCCCUCUGGCCCCAGAAUGGCCACUGGCAACCAAAUAAAUGUUUGGUAUGGAA